GCUUUGACAACCGCCGAGGAAGCCCGGGGCAGAAGCAGAAGCAGAAAGAAGUUGGUGAAAAGUGCGACGGAUCGAGACGCGCGGGAAGGAAGCCCACGCCAAGAAAAAAAAAUUGAAAGACUUCCAAUAGUCUUUGCUGCGCGCCUGCGCGCGUUAGUGUGAGUGAGACAGGUGUGGCGCUCCUUGCCUGGCCCCACCUGAGGCUGCGUGACGUCAAGGACGUGCGGCGGCUCUUCUUCCGGGUGGGGGAUUGUGGACCGCAGCCAUGACGGACGUACUGAGCGUCACCGAGUUCGUCGGUGAAUGUAACGACGACUACAAGGCGCCCACCACGUCCAGCUUCUCCACGCGCAUGACGGACUGCAGGAACAGCGUCAACGCCCUCGAAGAGGUUCUGGAUGUGGAGCGCUCGGUUCUUUCCAAGCUGAAGAAGGCGGUGAAGUCCGUAUACACGUCGGGACUCGUCCACGUGGAGCACGAGGACCAGUACGUAUCGGCCCUAGAGAAGCUGGGCGACAACUGCAUGAGCGGGGAGGACGCCGCCGUGGGCGCCGCUUUCCUCAAGUUUGCCGUUUUCAGCAAAGAGCUGACGGCGCUCUUCAAGAACCUGGUCCAGAACAUGAACAACAUCAUCUCCUUCCCGCUGGAUAGUCUGCUCAAGGGCGAUCUGCGCGGCGUUAAGGGGGACCUGAAGAAGCCGUUCGACAAGGCUUGGAAGGAGUACGAGAACAAACUCUCCAAGCUUGAGAAGGAGAAGCGCGAGCACGCCAAGCAGCACGGGAUGAUUCGCACCGAGUUCAGCGGCGGCGAGAUUGCCGAGGAGAUGGAGAAGGAACGUCGCGUCUUCCAGUUGAACAUGUGCGAGUACCUUCUCAAGGUCAACGACAUCAAGGUCAAGAAGGGCGUCGACCUCCUGCAGAACCUCAUCAAGUAUUUCCACGCACAGUGCAACUUCUUCCAGGAUGGACUGACGGCCGUCGAGAGCCUAAAACCCUCCGUGGAGAAAAUGGCCACAGAACUGACGGCGAUCAAACAGACGCAGGACGGCGAGAGGAAACAGCUGACUCAGCUCCGAGACGUCCUGAAGGCGUCGUUGCAGUCAGAGAGCAAAGAGGAGGCCGCGGCCAAGCAGAAGCAAGGAUACAGCCUGCACCAGCUGCAAGGCAACAAGGCCCACGGCACGGAGCGCUCCGGGGUUUUGUCCAAGAGGAGCGAAGGGCUCAGGAAGGUUUGGCAGAAGAGGAAGUGCUCGGUGAAAAACGGCUUCCUGACCAUCUGCCACGCCACGUUUUUACACGAAGAGUCAAACGGCCAAUCAGGACAAAGCAAGCAGAAGAGCAAGAAAAUGAGGAAGAGGAGGAGGAGGAGGAGGAGCUUAAGGAAAAGACUGACAGACCGAAGGGCUAAUCGGCCACCAGCCAAACUCAACCUACUGACGUGCCAGGUGAAGAAGAACGCAGACGACAAGAGGAACUUUGACCUCUUUUCACACGACCGGACGUAUCACUUCCAGGCAGAGGACGAGGCCGAGUGCCAGAUAUGGGUGUCGGUCCUCCAGAACAGCAAAGAAGAAGCGCUGAACAAAGCCUUCAAAGGUGACCAGGACGAAGGCGACAACAUCGUGCAGGAGCUCAGCAAGGCCAUCGUCGCCGACGUCAAGAAAAUGGACGGCAACCGCGUCUGCUGCGACUGCGGCGCUCCAGGUCCUUCGUGGUUGUCCACCAACCUUGGCGUUCUGAUCUGCAUCGAGUGCUCGGGGAUCCACAGAGAGAUCGGGGUGCACUUCUCCAGGAUCCAGAGUCUGGACCUGGACGUGCUGGGAACGUCUGAGCUGCUGCUAGCCAAGAACGUCGGAAACGCCGCCUUCAACGACAUCAUGGAGGCGGAGCUUUCUGCCUCGGGUGUGGCCAAGCCGCAACCCACCAGCGACAUGCAGGGACGGAAAGACUUCAUCACGUCCAAGUACGUGGACAAGGCGCUGGUCCGCCGCCGGUGCGCCGACAACAGCGAGCGCCUACGCGCGCUCUACCAGGCGGCGCGCAACCGCGACAUCCUGGCACUCAUCCAGGUCUACGGCGAGGGCGUCGACCUGACCGAGGCCUUCCCGCAGCCUCAGCAGCACGAGCCAGGCGAAACGGUCCUCCAUCUGGCCGUGCGUAUGGUGGACAGGAACUCUCUGCACAUCGUGGACUUCCUGGCGCAGAACAGCGGCGACCUGGACAAGCGGACGGAACGAGGAAGUACGGCGCUGCAUUACUGCUGCUUGACGGACAACAUCGAGUGCCUGAAACUUCUGCUCCGUGGCAAAGCGUCCGUUGCCAUCGCCAAUGAGUCCGGAGAAACGCCGCUGGACAUGGCCAGACGACUCGGACACACUCGAUGUGAAGACCUGCUGACUCAAGCCAAUUCUGGAAAGUUCAACGUUCACGUGCACGUGGAGUACGAGUGGCGUCUCCAUAACGAUGACAUGGACGAGAGCGAGGACGAGUUGGACGAGAAGCCCAACCCGUCCCGCCGUGACGAGCGGGAUCGUCCCGUCAGCUGCUACGCGGGCGCCGGGGUCCCCGCGCAGCCCAGCCGACACCGCGCUCAGAUUCCUAGCAUGAUGAUCAGCAACGAGACGUACGGCGCUGCCAUGGAGCGCCACCUGCCGCCCGGGCCCAACCCCCCGUUGCCACCCAGAGUCCCCGCCAGAGGGCAGCCUAUGGAAACCAUAGGACGGCAGAGGUCUUCAUCCGACCCCCCGGCCCUAAACCUCACCCCCGAGAGAAACGUCUCCAUGUACGUUUUGCCAGUGGCCCCUCCCCCUGGCCCCCCUCCUCCACCUCCCCCAGCCAACCGCGGGGCCUGGAGCACACCCCUUCCGUCCUCGGGCCCACCUGCCACAGCACCCGCCCCCUCCUCCUCCCCGCCGCCUCUGCCUCUGGCUCCGCCUCCUCAUCACAAAGCGCCACCCCCGCCCCCACCCGUCGACAAAUCACCCGGCAGAUCAGGCAAAGCAGCUCCGCUGAGGUCGUCUCUGCGAAGGACUCCAACCGACAAGCGAGCUUCUCAGGUUCCGUCCUCCCAAGGCUCCUCCCCACCAACUCCUCAACCGAGAACCACCUUCAGCGCGUCCAGACCCCAAAGGGUGCGAGCCAUCUACAGGUGCUCCGCCGACAACCCUGACGAGCUGACUUUCGAGGAGGGUGAGGUGAUCGUGGUGGAGGGUGAGGAGGACAGCGAGUGGUGGGUGGGCCAUGUGGAGGGGGAACCUGCACGCCGCGGGGUCUUUCCUGUCACCUUCGUGCAUUUCAUCACAGAGUGACUUCUGGCUUUUUCAAGUGGAAUUGCAAGAAAUCGACCCAAGUGAUUGGAAAUCACAAUGCACCAGUCUUCAAGUCGUCUGCGACCGGUUUUCCAAGCCAGUGAUUGACAGGCUUUGUUAAGCCAAGGCGUGUGCCAAGAGAUAUGACUCGGAAGUCAAAACAAUUCCAUUCGAUAAUCUUGUUGAUUCUUGAAAACGUCCAGUAAUGACAAUUAAAGAGAAGGAAUCAUUUUUAGUCACAUUUAGCAUGAAGGGCCAUUGUGCUCCUGCCCGACUUGUCCACCUGGGGGCCUUUCAAGACAGCCCGAUCGAUGUACAAGCCAAACAUCACAGCUCCUCGCACAGGAUAAAGAAUACAGUAUAUGAUUGUGCAAACUUUUAUAUUGAAUGUCUAAAUCUGCUCCUGGACUGUUGGUGUUCAACAAUGUUGCUGAAAAGGUUUGAUAUGCAAUCCCCAUUCUGCACGAGCAUUAGCAAAUUAGCAAGAAUACACAAUGUCUUAAUUUUCUUUGUUUUCUCUUUAGUUUGAAACUCUGGGAGUGGCAAUAAACCGCUUGAAGCCUCUUUUCGAACAAUUUU
Molecule: messenger RNA, 3886 nt
Organism: Hippocampus zosterae (dwarf seahorse)
Lineage: Eukaryota; Metazoa; Chordata; Actinopteri; Syngnathiformes; Syngnathidae
Gene: asap2b
Product: ArfGAP with SH3 domain, ankyrin repeat and PH domain 2b
Exons: 28
Coding region: 266-3307 (1013 amino acids)
Biological process (GO): positive regulation of GTPase activity
Cellular component (GO): cytoplasm
Molecular function (GO): protein binding; GTPase activator activity
Source: RefSeq, a predicted model, not a curated record